UAUAUUGUGAAAAAAAAAUCCAAGAUGAACACUGCACUGGUAGCACUUUUAGUACUUGUUUGUUAUUUACAGAUGUGCCAAAUCCAGUCCAUACGGGCACGGUGCUACCGCAGUCACGUGUGUGGUAUCAAUAAAAGGACGUACAGAAAUGAAUGUACUGCUAAUCGAAGAGGUAUCAAGGUGGCCUGCAAGGGAAGGUGUCCUUGUAAGCCGAAAUGCCCCUGUAGAAACACUUAUCAACCAGUAUGCGGAUGGAAUGGUAGAACCUACAGCAAUAGAUGUCAGGCAUUAUGCGUAAGAGUGACAGUUCGCUGUUUGUGGCCUUGUCCUUGCUUUGUUUUCCAUAAGUGA
This is a messenger RNA of Ylistrum balloti, 351 nucleotides long. Its product is annotated as double-headed protease inhibitor, submandibular gland-like. The annotation marks the transcript as partial. Gene Ontology annotation, molecular function: protein binding. The record is from RefSeq and is a predicted model, not a curated record. NCBI's taxonomy places the organism in Eukaryota, Metazoa, Mollusca, Bivalvia, Pectinida, Pectinidae. The transcript is spliced from 4 exons.